UGACUAAUGUAAUCGAAUUUUUGCGAAAUUUUGAAAGCAGCUGUUGUCACACAGCUGAUAACACAAUUAAUUUGCACAAAUGCCGGCAUCAAUUCGUUUUAAAUAUUUUUGAGUGUGUGCUGUGUACGUUAGCAGGGAAAAAUGUCUCAAGAGCAUAGAGAUGGCGGAGUUAUAAAAGCCAGCAUUUUAAUGCUGAACGAUGAUUGUUUGCUGGAAAUCUUUAAACAACUAGAAUUGGUUGAACAGGUGCGUUUGGCGACGAUUUGUCCACGUUUGCGCAGCGUAUUUCAAUAUUACUGCCAAAGACAUUGCAAAAUAUUGCGAAAAGAUGAUCUCAAUGAUAUGAGCACGCGAGAGAUAAGGCGAUUUUUUGAAAUGGCAGGUAGUUCCCUCGAGGAACUAGAUAACUUGCCCUACACUGACCAGGAACGUAAUGAAUAUGUGACACAAGUACAUAAGAAUUGUCCAAAUGUACGAAGAAUUUAUUUUGGAAUGACAAAAAUAAAAUCCAAAUGUUUACGCAAGCUACUUAUGAAUAUGAAACACUUGAAUAGCUUGCAUUUACAAAAGUGUUCGCUGGACGACAAUGCAAUGCAAAGUGUAUCGGAGUUGGCAAAUUUGGAGAUUUUGAGAUUAGAGGGAGAAGAAGACAUAACGGGACGCUAUUUAAGUAAAUUGAAAUGCCUAAAGGAGCUAACCUUCGUUGAAUGUGGCAUACAAGAUGAUUUCUUUGUGGAAAUUUGCACAUCGCUUAAGGACCUCAAAAAGCUAACUCUACAGUGGUGCGAUGCACUUACUGAUGUGGCUAUUUCAGCGCUGCCAGUGAACUGUAUAAAUUUAGAAAAACUCAAUAUAUCCUGUAAUCAAAGAUUUGAAUACUAUGCUAUAGCGCAGCUACCACGUCUAGCUGAUUUAGAAUUAUCUGCCGAAAUGUUUCGAACACAAUCAUUUAAUGUGUUACUCAAUCGACUAGCCGACCAAAAGGGUGAGCAACUGGAGUGUUUGCGCAUUUUUUCGCCCAGACUCAUUGUGGACGAUGGCAUGCGAUCUUUGUCACAAUUUAAGAAUCUGAAAGUAUUCGGUUGCGAUUGUAGUAAAUAUAUUGAUGCGACAUGUUUGCGUUUUAUUUGCGCAUUACAACAAUUGGAAAUUGUUAGUUUACGUUACUGUCGCUCAGUUACUAAUGAAGCGGUCUUAGUGUUAUUAGAUGGUUGUCCAAGAUUAAAGUAUAUUAAUGUGAUGCAUUGUGAUCAGUUGACGGAAGAGUUGGUAUUUAAGACGAUAGAUCUGUUGCAGAGAAAACAGGUUGAAAAGCAACGUUUAUGUGAUAAUAUGCCUGUGCUAAUGAUGGUCGCAGGCACAAGAAUAAGGCAUUUAAUUUUGGAUGAUCCCAAGUACAUAGAAGCUUUUGAAAAUGGUCUACUAAAGUUGAGCUUCGCCAAUCCCUUUCAGUUUCCAUACGAAAAUUUAUACUACACAUUUAACGUGCCAGUCGUUGGUGAACUUAAGCACUUUUAUUGAAAACUGACAGUAUAGCUGUUUACUAGCAUUGUUAUUGGCAGCAGCCAUAGAAUAGCGCUAAUAUUCUAAAAAUUAAAAAAAAGAAGAUUGUUCGUUAAAUUUAUUAAACACUGCCUACGUGCUUCAGUGGAUUAUUUGAUGAGAAUUGUAAUGUUUUUUGUUUUUUUUUUUUAACUUUUUUUACUUAUGUAAUUGCUUAAAUUACAAAAUUUUGUUCUUGUACUAUCUACCUUGUGUAUCUAUUUAUUUGCAAAUAAUAACAAAAAUUAUUUGCUUGUAUUAUAUUAAACAGUCUUUAUGCUUGUAAUAAACAAUCCAAAUUUUGUUGGUUAUGUUUCAAAAACUAUAAA
Messenger RNA from Zeugodacus cucurbitae (melon fly), 1871 nucleotides. RefSeq names its product F-box/LRR-repeat protein 2. Gene Ontology annotation, biological process: SCF-dependent proteasomal ubiquitin-dependent protein catabolic process. The transcript has 3 exons. Gene Ontology annotation, molecular function: protein binding. The coding region runs from base 142 to 1521 and encodes 459 amino acids. The record is from RefSeq and is a predicted model, not a curated record. Gene Ontology annotation, cellular component: SCF ubiquitin ligase complex. NCBI's taxonomy places the organism in Eukaryota, Metazoa, Arthropoda, Insecta, Diptera, Tephritidae.